Messenger RNA from Myzus persicae (green peach aphid), 2086 nucleotides. RefSeq names its product maltase A1-like. The transcript is spliced from 9 exons. NCBI's taxonomy places the organism in Eukaryota, Metazoa, Arthropoda, Insecta, Hemiptera, Aphididae. Gene Ontology annotation, biological process: carbohydrate metabolic process. The record is from RefSeq and is a predicted model, not a curated record.
AAUAAUACCAAAAUUCAUGAUAGAUGUAUUCGAGCGACCGAAUCGUCUAAAUUUUUUUUCGUUUCACACCUAUUUUAUGUUUUUAGCAUGGUUGUAUUAAUAUUAUUAUUAAUAAAAAUAGCCGUAUAUUUCGCAAGUACGAAUAACACUGUCGUCACGGAUGAAAACAAAAAUUUGGAAUGGUGGCAAACUGCGCUUUACUACCAAGUUUUACCGAGAUCAUUUAAGGAUAGCAAUGGUGACGGUAUAGGAGAUCUUAAAGGGGUUGAAGAGAAAGCUGAGCACUUAAAAGACAUAGGAGUGGACUGUGUUUGGUUAUCACCAAUUUUUAAUUCACCCAUGGCUGACUUUGGCUACGAUAUUUCGGAUUAUAAUGCGAUUGAUUCAGUAUAUGGCACAAUGGAUGAUUUUGUUUCGUUACAAAAAAAAUUGAAAUCUUUGGGCAUUAAGAUGAUUUUAGACUUCGUACCUAAUCAUUCAAGUGAUGAACACGAAUGGUUUAAAAAGUCUGUGGAAAAAAUUAUGCCGUACACAGAUUAUUAUGUUUGGAAAGAUGCUAAAUACGAUGAAAAUAAUUGUACAGUUCCACCAAAUAAUUGGCGAAGUGUAUUCAGUGAUUCAGCAUGGACAUGGAAUGAAAAGCGUGGACAGUAUUAUUUAAAUCAAUUUGAUCCUAAACAGCCAGAUUUAAAUUACAGAAAUAAAGCAUUGGUUAAAGAAAUGAAAGACAACUUCAGGUUCUGGUUAGAUCUUGGUGUAGAUGGGUACAGAGUAGAUGCCGUAAAAUUUUUGUUCGAAGAUUCAUAAUUCUCAGAUGAUAUCAAGAAACCAGAAGAGCUCGCUAUGAAAGAGGUUAAUACUUAUGAGCAAUAUUACCAUCCCAAUACAGUGAAUUUAGAUGAAACGUAUGAUAUGAUCAAUCAGUUUAGGGACGUAAUAGACGAAUACAAACUGAAAGAUGGAGAGAUCAGAGUUAUGAUAACUGAAGCAUACACUUCUUUGGAAAAUACUAUGAGAUAUUAUGGUAAUGAGACCCAUUUGGGAGCACAUAUGCCAUUUAACUUUGAAUUAAUCGUUAAACUAAAUGAUUUUUCAAACGCCUCUGAAUUCAAUGAUGCUAUAAAUAGUUGGUUGGACAAUAUGCCAGAAAGGAAAUGUGCGAACUGGGUGAUCGGAAACCAUGACCGGCCGCGCGUGGCCACUCGGUUCGGCGACGAAAUGGUGGACGCCAUGAACAUGCUGAACAUGCUGUUGCCCGGCGCCGCGUUCACUUACAUGGGCGAGGAGAUCGGAAUGUCGGACACGACCGUCCGUUGGGACCAGACGAUGGACUCGAAGGGCCUGAACGCGGGACCCGAUCGUUUCCGGAUCUUGAGCAGGGACCCUGCGAGGACCCCGUAUCAGUGGAACGCCAGUGCCAACGCCGGGUUCACGGUUUCGUCGACACCAUGGUUGCCGGUAAAUCCCAACUACUGGAAGCUGAACCUGGACGCGCAGCGGAAGCAGCACUGCAGCCAUUACACCGUGUACAAACGGUUGGCCAGGCUCCGGAAGACCAGGACGGUGCAGCGCGGUUCGUUCGACGGCAGAGAGCUGUCCGAGUGGGUGUACGCGUUCACCAGGUUACUGCCGUCGUCGACAGAAACUUACCUGGUGGUGAUGAACGUCGGCUCGGAGGACGAACGUGUCGACUUGAGUCGUUGGCCAACCACCGCCAAAGAGGAAACGUGGCUGGUGCACACGCCAAGCGUCAAUUCACAAUACUCAAUAGGAUAUUCACUUAAGACAAAUGGAUUCACGAUGAGACCAAAAUCAGCCAUGGUUUUGUGUAACAAAAGAGAUUCAUUGAUGCCAUCAUCUUCAUCUACAACCUCGUCAACAUCCUUCCAUUCACUGGUAUUUCCGGUGGCAAUGUUCAUGGCCGCCAUGGACUACUUGCUUGCCAACUAGUAAUCGUCAGCCAUCUAAUUAUUUCUAAAAAUUUACAAUCAUUUAUUUAUUACUGGCAUAAAUUUAAAAACAAAUAGUAAAUCUCUCUGAUUUGUGAAUUGCUGUCGUAAAGUAGAAUAUCUAGAUGUUAUAUCAA